ACCGCAGCAGUGCCAUAAUUUCUUCUGCGAUGGUCCCUGGAGCAUGGGAACCAACCAGGCUGUGGAGCGUGAAGGUGGAGGCAGGUCCUUCCCUCUGAGCCCGGGGAGCCAUCCCGACACUCCUCGUCAGAGCUUGGAGAACCUUAAGAGUGAAGGAGGCCUGGAUCUUCUGCUUCUCCGGCUUGGGAAGAUCAAAGGAGAAAUGAAAUCACUACCACUCUGGGAAAACCUAGGAGAGGUGACCAUGGAGACUUGGACCUCCAGGCCUGGGGAGAGAGCUCUCCGCUCUCAAGCCUCAGCCCUUUCUCAGGAUGGAGAGGACAAGACCGAAUUUCAGGAGCCAUUGACCUUCAGGGACGUGGCGGUGGUCUUCACCGAGGAGGAGCUGGGGCUGCUGGACCCCUCCCAGAGGAAGUUGUACCGAGAUGUGAUGCUGGAGAACUUCAGGAACCUGCUGUCUGUGGGAGACAAGAAUGCAAAGGAAAUGGAGUAUAUUCCAGAAAGAGAAUUAAAGGGCCUUUCCUACAGAGAGGUCUCCUGCUGGAAAAUCUGGGAACAGGUGGCUGGUGAAUUAACUGGGAGUCGGGAUCAUAGAGGAAAUCUUCAAGGGAGAAGUUUCCAGUUCUCAGAAGACGCUUCUCACUGCCAAGGGUGGGAAGGAGUCCCUGCCUGGGGUUCACACAUUGACAAUUUGGUGGGCAGUCUUCAGGGACCCAUCGGUUUAGAAAAUCGAGUGUUUCCACCAUGGAAAGCUGUAAGAGCAGUACCCGCUCAAGAUUCUUGGGUGAAAGCCUUUGUGAAUGAGCCAUGGAACAGUCGAGAAAGGUGUAAAAAACUUGACAGGCAAGAUAUAAUAUAUAAACAUGAGGGGGACGGUUACGGCUUCGGCUGGAUAGCACGUCACAAUGACCACAGGUUACCUGAAACAGAGAGACCCUGUGAUUACGGUCAGUGUGGAAAGGACCGCGUUAAAAAGCUGGUACUUCACCAUUGCCCUGACCCCGCAGAGCAUGACCGGACAAGAAAUGAAUGUGGAAGCGACUUCAGGGAAGAGUCACGCGUUCCCACUGAUCCCAGAGGGCCCUGGAGAGAGAGAAACCACAAAAACGAGUUGGGUCCGGGCUUGAGGCCCACUGGCCACCUUGAGAGACCCCAAAGGCCUCCCUCGGUGGAGAAAGCCUCUAAAAGUCCAGAGUGGAGUGGGGGCCCGAGGCAGAACACGCGCGGGCCUCACCGGCCCCGGGCCCCCGCCGGCGAGAUGCCCUACCGGUGUGACGUGUGCAACAAGGGCUUCCGGUACCAGUCCAUACUCCUCAUUCACCAGGGCGUGCACACGGGCAGGAAGCCCUACGCAUGCGAGGAGUGCGGGAAGGCCUUCGGCCGCAGCUCCAACCUGCUGGUGCAUCAGAGGGUGCACACGGGCGAGAAGCCGUACAAGUGCGCCGAGUGCGGCAAGGGCUUCAGCUACAGCUCGGUGCUGCAGGUGCACCAGCGGCUGCACACGGGCGAGAAGCCCUACGCGUGCGGCGAGUGCGGCAAGGGCUUCUAUGCCAGGUCGGCCUUGCACAAGCACCAGCACGCGCACCCCGGGGAGAGGCCCUACAGCUGCGGCCAGUGCGGCAAGGGCUUCGCCUGCAGCUCCCACCUCAGCAGCCACCAGAAGGCGCAUGCGGCCCAGAAGCCCUACCAGUGCGACAAGUGCGACAAGGGCUUCAGCUACAACUCCUACCUGCAGGCGCACCAGCGCGUCCACACCGGGCAGCGGCUCUUCGAGUGCGACGUGUGUGGCAAGAGUUUCAGCUACAGCUCGGGACUGCUCAGGCACCAGCGGCUACACACGGGCGAGAAGCCCUACAAGUGCGAGUGCGGGAAGGGCUUCGGCCGCAGCUCGGACCUGCACGUGCACCAGCGGGUCCACACCGGCGAGAGGCCCUACAAGUGCGGCGAGUGCGGCAAGGGCUUCCGGCGGAAUUCAGACCUGCACAGUCACCGGCGGGUCCACACGGGCGAGCGGCCCUUCGUGUGCAGCGCGUGCGGGAAGGGCUUCAUCUACAGCUCCGACCUACUCAUCCAUCAGAGGACGCACACGGGCGAGAAGCCCUACAAGUGCGCCGAGUGCGGCAAGAGCUUCAGCUACAGCUCGGGGCUCCUCAUCCACCAGAGAGUCCACACCGGCGAGAAGCCCUACAGAUGCGCUGAGUGCGGCAAGGGCUUCCGCUGCACCUCGAGCCUCUACAAGCAUCAGCGGAUCCACACGGGCAAGAAGCCCUACACGUGCGACCAGUGCGGCAAGGGCUUCAGUUACGGCUCCAACCUGCGCACCCACCAGCGGCUGCACACCGGGGAGAAGCCCUACACGUGUUAUGAAUGCGGCAAGGGCUUCCGAUACGGCUCAGGGCUCCUGAGUCACAAGAGGGUGCACACCGGGGAAAAGCCCUAUAGGUGUGACGUGUGCGGGAAGGGCUACAGUCAGAGCUCCCACCUGCAGGGUCACCAGAGGGUCCACACGGGUGAGAAGCCCUACAGGUGUGGGGAGUGUGGGAAGGGCUUUGGCCGAAGCUCCUGUCUCCACGUGCACCAGAGAGUCCACACCGGCGAGAAACCCUACAAGUGUGGGGAGUGCGGGAAGGGCUUCAGUUACAGCUCAGGCCUGCGGAACCAUCAGCGGGUGCACGGCAGCGAGAAACCCGACAAGUAGGCGUGUGUGGGGCUGGCACCCCGAGCUUUGUAGUCGCCAGAGCGCCAGCAUGGGAGGAAGCCUUUGGGAACAUGGUGUGUAGGGUCGGCCAUGGUUGGCGGGAAGGGGGCUGAUCUGGUCAUGGUGGCCCUUUCUGAAGGGGAAGCGAAGACCCAGAAGGCUGAGAAAUGGAAAGAGCACUUGAGUCCCAGGCUUCCGUCCCCAAGUGUCCCCAAGAGUCUGUCGCACGGUGGAUUGUCCUCAAGGAAGUAGGACGGGGCCUCAGUAAAAAUCAUCACUCUCAUCAGAGUUGGCCCAGGAGGGAGCUUUUAUGAAUGAUAAUGAGUAGGUUGUGGGCAUGGAUUCCUUGUGGGGUGGGGGGUGGAAAUACCUACAGAUGGGAUGGGACAGGUGUAGGAAAGAGUGCUUACCUUACCAAAACCGAUAUUGUGUGUACGUCUUAGAAGAUGGUUUUUACAAAAAAA
This is a messenger RNA of Lontra canadensis (Northern American river otter), 3162 nucleotides long. RefSeq names its product zinc finger protein 229 (gene ZNF229). Gene Ontology annotation, biological process: regulation of transcription by RNA polymerase II; central nervous system development. Gene Ontology annotation, cellular component: nucleus. Lineage: Eukaryota; Metazoa; Chordata; Mammalia; Carnivora; Mustelidae. Gene Ontology annotation, molecular function: RNA polymerase II cis-regulatory region sequence-specific DNA binding; DNA-binding transcription factor activity, RNA polymerase II-specific. The transcript is spliced from 5 exons. The record is from RefSeq and is a predicted model, not a curated record. Bases 44 to 2698 code for a protein of 884 amino acids.